AUGCACUCACCUCCUAGAGACCAGGCUGCCAUCAUGCUCUGGAAGCUCGUGGAGAAUGUCAAGUACGAAGAUAUCUAUGAGGACCGGCACGAUGGCGUCCCGAGCCACAGUUCCAGGCUCUCCCAGCUGGGCUCGGUGUCUCAAGGACCUUACUCCAGCGCCCCGCCGCUGUCCCACACCCCGUCGUCAGACUUCCAGCCUCCCUACUUCCCGCCUCCCUACCAGCCGCUCCCUUACCACCAGAGCCAGGACCCCUACUCCCACGUCAAUGACCCCUACUCCCUGAACCCACUGCACCAGCCCCAGCAGCAUCCCUGGGGGCAACGGCAGCGGCAAGAAGUGGGUUCAGAAGCCGGCUCUCUCCUGCCCCAGCCUCGGGCAGCCUUGCCCCAGCUCUCGGGCCUCGAUCCCCGGAGGGACUACCACUCGGUCCGCCGGCCAGACGUGCUGCUGCAUUCGGCGCACCACGGCCUAGACGCGGGCAUGGGUGACAGCCUCUCGCUGCACGGCCUCGGCCAUCCCGGAAUGGAAGACGUCCAGUCAGUUGAAGAUGCCAAUAACAGCGGCAUGAAUCUAUUGGACCAGUCUGUCAUAAAAAAAGUUCCGGUUCCUCCCAAAUCUGUGACUUCUCUGAUGAUGAAUAAAGAUGGCUUCCUGGGAGGCAUGUCAGUCAACACCGGCGAGGUAUUUUGCUCGGUCCCGGGCCGUUUGUCUCUGCUCAGUUCAACUUCAAAGUACAAAGUAACUGUGGGGGAAGUUCAGAGACGGCUUUCGCCCCCCGAAUGCCUCAAUGCGUCUCUCCUCGGCGGCGUCCUCAGAAGAGCCAAAUCGAAAAAUGGGGGGAGAUCUUUGCGAGAAAGGCUAGAAAAAAUCGGUUUGAAUUUACCCGCGGGCAGGCGCAAAGCAGCAAAUGUCACGUUACUCACCUCCCUGGUGGAAGGAGAAGCUGUUCACUUAGCUCGGGAUUUUGGGUAUAUUUGUGAAACAGAGUUUCCUGCUAAAGCUGUUUCUGAGUAUUUGAACCGGCAGCACACGGACCCCAGUGACCUGCACUCCCGAAAGAAUAUGCUGCUGGCUACCAAGCAACUUUGUAAAGAAUUUACGGAUCUGCUGGCGCAGGACCGGACGCCAAUCGGGAACAGCAGACCGAGCCCCAUCCUGGAGCCCGGCAUCCAGAGCUGCCUCACGCACUUCAGCCUCAUCACGCACGGCUUCGGCGCCCCGGCCAUUUGCGCCGCACUCACGGCCCUGCAGAACUAUCUCACCGAGGCGCUCAAAGGCAUGGACAAGAUGUUCUUGAACAACACCACCACUAACAGGCACACGUCUGGGGAAGGCCCAGCUUUGCCCGCAUGGUUUAUGAGCUUCUUCAAAGAGGACUUGGGCUUCCUACACAAUCUAUAAGGUACAGAGAAAAAAAAUCCGAUCCCUUUUUAAUCAAAGCCUGUGUGUCAGAAUUCUGCAGGUGCACUUCUUUAAAGAAGCUCAAAGGGAAUAAUUUAGAAAGUGGCCAAUAAGAAAUUGAAGCAGCUUUGAGUGUAGUUGCUAACAGAUACCUCAACACUUAUUUCCAGGGGAAGGGGGGAGCCGAAAAUGAAUUUUAGGGGAGAAGGGUAAGGGUUCGUG
This is a messenger RNA of Suricata suricatta (meerkat), 1626 nucleotides long. It is a transcript of the gene TFAP2B, whose product is annotated as transcription factor AP-2 beta. Lineage: Eukaryota; Metazoa; Chordata; Mammalia; Carnivora; Herpestidae. Gene Ontology annotation, cellular component: nucleus. Gene Ontology annotation, biological process: regulation of transcription by RNA polymerase II; regulation of cell population proliferation; anatomical structure development. Gene Ontology annotation, molecular function: DNA-binding transcription factor activity, RNA polymerase II-specific; RNA polymerase II transcription regulatory region sequence-specific DNA binding. Bases 1 to 1404 code for a protein of 467 amino acids. The record is from RefSeq and is a predicted model, not a curated record. The transcript is spliced from 8 exons.